This is a messenger RNA of Megalops cyprinoides (Indo-Pacific tarpon), 4941 nucleotides long. RefSeq names its product FERM, ARHGEF and pleckstrin domain-containing protein 2-like. The record is from RefSeq and is a predicted model, not a curated record. Gene Ontology annotation, cellular component: cytoskeleton. NCBI's taxonomy places the organism in Eukaryota, Metazoa, Chordata, Actinopteri, Elopiformes, Megalopidae. Bases 94 to 3189 code for a protein of 1031 amino acids. Gene Ontology annotation, molecular function: guanyl-nucleotide exchange factor activity; cytoskeletal protein binding. The transcript is spliced from 27 exons.
GGUCUGUUCGGGAUAGUCGCGUCUGAAAGUGUCGCUCGGGAGUUGCAGGAAUAAAACAAGAAAAUCAGGGUGUGGGUGGGCCGCGGGUGAGCGAUGGGCGAGAUCGAGGGCUCCUACCGGGUCCUACCGACCCCAGGGACCCGCCUGGGGGCCCAGUUCAACGCGGGGAUCAGCACCCUGGAGCCAGGACAGAGCCUCGGCACCGCCGGGGGGAGGGGCCAGGACAAGGGCCUGCAGAUCCGGGUCCAGGCGCUGGACGACACCCAGGACGUGUACGAGAUGGAGUCCAAGGCUGACGGUCAGGCCAUUCUGAAUGAGGUUUUCCAAAAGUUCAACAUCAUCGAGAGCGACUACUUUGGCCUGGAGUUUCAGAACACACAGAUGAACUGGACGUGGCUGGAACCCAUGAAGCUCGUUGUGAAGCAAGUGAGGCGGCCCAGGAACACACUCCUCAGGCUGUCAGUCAAGUUCUUCCCUCCAGACCCUGGCCAACUGCAGGAGGAGUACACCAGGUACCUUUUCGCCCUGCAGAUAAAGAGGGACCUGGCGGAGGGGAAGCUGGCCUGCACUGAGAACACCGCCGCCCUGCUGGUCUCUCACCUGGUGCAGUCGGAGAUCGGAGACUUCGAUGAGAUGGCCGACCGGGAGUUCCUGAAGGUGAACAAGCUGCUGCCGAACCAGGAGAGAGUGCAGGAGAAAAUCAUGGAGCUUCACCGCCGGCACCUGGGUCAGACUCCGGCUGAGUCAGACUUCCAGGUGCUGGAGAUCGCCCGCAAGCUGGAGAUGUACGGGGUCCGCUUCCACCCCGCAGCCGACCGCGAGGGAACCAAGAUCAACCUGACCGUGGCUCACCUGGGGCUGCAGGUCUUCCAGGGCAACACAAAAAUCAACACUUUUAACUGGUCCAAGAUCCGCAAGCUGAGCUUCAAGAGGAAGAGGUUCCUGGUCAAGCUCCACCCAGAGGUUCACGGCCCCCACCAGGACACCCUGGAGUUCCUGAUGGCCAGCAGAGACCAGUGCAAAGUGUUCUGGAAGAACUGCGUGGAGCACCACACCUUCUUCCGCCUGCUGGACCAGCCCAAGCCCAAGGCCAAAGCCAUCCUCUUCAGCCGAGGCUCCUCCUUCAGAUACAGUGGGAGGACGCAGAAGCAGCUGGUGGAGUACGUGAGGGACAGUGGGGCUCGGCGGACCCCCUACCAGAGGAGGAACAGCAAGAUGCGCAUGUCCAAUCGCUCCCUGGCUACCGAUGUGCCAAAACAGAGCCUGUCCUUCAACGACAGCCUGAAGGUGCCGGGCUCCCCCUCCUCGGCCACCGUGUCCUUCCACUCUCUGCAUGCUGUCAGCGCCCCCCCGCGGGUCGAGCCCCCACCCCAGCAGCAGCAGCCUGCGCGGCCCCCCAGCCCCCAAAAGGAGGAGCCCAUUACAGCCACCCCCCCUCCUCAGCACGCCUUCCAAGGCACACGUGUGGACAGCCCCCAGCUGUCGCCGCUCCCCGUCGGCAGCCCGCUCUGCCUAUCGCCCUCCUUCCAGAUGUCUACCCUCAGCCUGCCGGGCCACGCCCCCUCCCCCCUGCAGAGCCCCAUCCUGAGCGAGGUGGGCAGCUCCCGGCUGGAGGAGGAGGAGGAGGGCAGGAGGAAGAGGUAUCCUACUGACAAGGCCUACUUCAUUGCCAAAGAGAUUCUGACUACAGAGAGGACAUACGUCAAGGACCUGGAGGUUAUUACAGUGUGGUUCCGCAGCGCCGUCAUCAAAGAGAACGCCAUGCCGGAGGGCCUGAUGAACCUGCUGUUCUCCAACAUCGACCCCGUUUAUGAGUUCCACCGCGGCUUCCUGAAGGAGAUCGACCAGAGGCUGGCUCUCUGGGAGGGGCGCUCUAACGCUCAUGUGAAGGGGGACUACCAGAGAAUCGGGGACGUGAUGCUGAGGAACAUGUGUGCUAUGAAGGAGUUCACCAGCUACCUGCAGAAACACGACGAGGUGCUGACAGAGCUGGAGAAGGCCACCAAGCGCGUGAAGAAGCUGGAGACGGUCUACAAGGAGUUCGAGCUGCAGAAGGUGUGCUACCUGCCCCUCAACACCUUCCUGCUGAAACCCAUCCAGCGCCUUAUGCACUACAAGCUGAUCCUGGAGCGGCUCUGCAAACACUACAGCCCCGAGCACCGCGACCGUGACGACUGCAAGGAGGCCCUGAAGGAGGUGGCGGAGAUGGCGGCCCAGCUGCAGAGCAGUCUGAUCCGGCUGGAGAACUUCCAGAAGCUGACGGAGCUGCAGAGGGACCUGAUCGGCAUCGAGAAUCUGACCGCCCCCGGGAGGGAGUUUAUUCGAGAGGGCUGCCUGUACAAGCUCACCAAGAAGGGGCUGCAGCAGAGAAUGUUCUUCUUGUUCUCCGAUAUGCUGCUGUACACCAGCAAAGGCGUAACGGCCACAAACCAGUUCAAAGUGCACGGUCAGCUGCCCCUGCACGGCAUGAUAGUGGAGGAGAGUGAGAACGAGUGGUCCGUGCCCCACUGCUUCACCAUCUACUCCGCACAGAGGACCAUCGUAGUGGCUGCCAGCUCCAAAGUGGAGAUGGGGAAGUGGAUGGAGGAUCUGAACAUGGCGAUUGACAUGGCCAAGAAAUCCCAGGAGAAAUCUGACCUCUUCCUGGACUCUGGCCUGUGUGACCGCUCCAACAGGUCUUCGGAUGAGGUGUCUCUGGAGCAGGAGUCCGAGGACGACACGCACUCAUCCCGCAGCUCCCUGGACAAGCAGACGCACCAUCGCGCCAACACCACCAUGCAUGUGUGCUGGCACCGAAACACCAGCGUGUCCAUGUCCGACCACAGCCUGGCCGUGGAGAACCAGCUCUCCGGGUAUCUCCUGAGGAAGUUCAAGAACAGCAAUGGCUGGCAGAAGCUGUGGGUGGUCUUCACCAACUUCUGCUUGUUCUUCUACAAGACGCACCAGGACGAUUUCCCAUUGGCCAGCCUCCCGUUGCUAGGCUACACGGUGGGCACCCCGGGCGAGUCCGACAGCAUCCAUAAGGAGUACGUCUUCAAGCUGCAGUUCAAGUCCCACGUGUAUUACUUCCGGGCCGAGAGCGAGUACACCUUCGAGAGGUGGAUGGAGGUGAUCAGGAGCGCGGCCAGCGCCACCGGCAGGAUGAGCCUCCUGGUGCCCCGUGACCACCCGGAGAUGAACGGCAACUGAGGGGCCUCGCUGGGCGGAGCUUCCUGGGGCUGGGGGCGGGGCCUCACGGACUCCAGGGAGCUUAUUGGGUGUUUUUACUUUUUAAAAAAUAUCGCUAUUGCUAUUGGUAUUUCUCUGAGGACCUCCGCUCCCUCGCGCACGGAAGGGAGCGGGGCUCACUGACUCUUUGGAACGAUUGGACGAGACCAGCAGGUUUUCCGAAAGCAGGGCCCCCCGUGCCUUUCCCUGUUGGGCCAGUCUGUUUGGAGGCCGCGCUGCAAUACCUGUGGAGGAUCAUGGGACAGGCCGGGCCUACACCACCGCACCCAUAUCAACCCUGCAAACGGACCGAGGCGAGCAACCCCAGCAGCGGCCAGUCGGGCUUUACUGAAAGGAAACGUGCACAGAAUCAGCCCCUGUACUUAGAAGCAGUGGCUGAAAGAGUGGUGAAGGCAUGAAGGUACGAGGAUAAAGUAGCUGUCACACACUGCCAGACAGCCUGUAUUACGCAGGUAAAGACUCCUGAAGGUUUGAGUUUGCUGAAAAAUGAAAACUCUUGGGUCUGGAUAAACGUAGUUGAUGUUACAGUGGUAUUUCUGAUUAGUGUGCAGGGUGUCUGUAGGAGCCCAGAGGAUGUUUGUGUGCGUAUGCCACUCAGAUCAGACAGACAGGAAGUUAGUGUGCAUUAGUAUCAUAAACUAGCAGUAUUGACCACAGGGAUUCAUUACACCACAUACUAAAGAAGCUUACAAAUUACUACAGCUGAGGGGUUGGGAAAGGAACUUCAUCCCCUUUUCAGGGAGCCAGGGGGUCACAAAUAAAACCAGUAAAUACAGUUGAAUAUCUGAUCCCGUUUAGCAGAAGGACAGGGUACACAUCUGGCACAAAGGCCACGGCUGCCAUGAGAGUAUAGGUUACAACCAAUGGGAAGGAACUCCAUCCCUGCCAAAACGUCCGCGGUGUGGCUACGGACAGGGAAUGACUAAAGAGCGGACGGAAGCCAUGUUGGUGAGGGCAUCGGGAAGUGUAGGCGGGUUUGACGUGAGGUUUUCGAGGGGAACGGUUGGCUCUGCUCUUCUGGAUACAGAGGCAGGGAAAGGAUGGUGGCACUCGGGCUACAGGAGGUCUCUCCCAACGAGUGCCGUCACCUUAGAGGGGGAAAGAAAGUGGAACGGAUACGUGCUUUAUCACAAGCCUGACCAAGGACAAGGAGAGGUGGCUCCAAGGCAGAAAUGGCAGCCGGAUGGAGAGUCAUGUGACCAGAGGAGGCAGUCCUUCUCAACCCUGUGCGGCAUCGACAGGCUUAAGAAAAUGCCAGAUGCCAGAUUGAUUUAACUGCGAGGCUUUUCAUAUUGAGGCAACAUUCCCAUUUCUGUGCCUUUCCUAACGCAUGAGUAAAAUAUUGGAUCGGUGCAAUCUGAUUAAGUGGAGUGGUAGAAAAAUGUAAAGAGCGAUUUUGGUACACACCUUCCAAAAAAAUGCAUUUUCAAUUUUAAGACUAAACUGUUGGCGGAAAUAUACAUUGCCGGCCUUUCAGCAUUUUUGAUCAUGUAGAAGGUUAGAAAUUAAUAUUUCGUCUGAAAGAAUGGAUUUUUAUAUUGAUUAAGGUUACACUAAGUCUGACCAAAUGAAGCCCUUGUUCUGCUCUGUCCAGAUGGAGUGAGUUUGCUGUAAGCAGUCGGGUAUUAACUGGAAUAUGGCAAUAGUCUGGCACCUCUGUGUAGAACUGUUCUCACCCCAAGACAUUCUGGGAUUUCAGUGACACCCCCCCCC